This is a messenger RNA of Ornithodoros turicata, 711 nucleotides long. RefSeq lists its product as uncharacterized. The record is from RefSeq and is a predicted model, not a curated record. The transcript has a single exon. NCBI's taxonomy places the organism in Eukaryota, Metazoa, Arthropoda, Arachnida, Ixodida, Argasidae. Bases 1 to 711 code for a protein of 236 amino acids.
AUGCGACACAUUACAUCAGAAACCACCAAGUACCAGCACCUGGUUGAAAGUCUUCCCCCGUCCGCCGCCGCUGAGGUUCGGGACAUUCUCCUCGCGCCGGCGGCAGACAAACCCUAUUCAGUCCUCCGGGACGCUCUCGUUAAACGGCUCAUGUCAUCCCAGGAGCACCGUUUGCAGCAAGUGCUUUCCUCUGAGGAGCUCGGUGAUCGUCGCCCCACUCAAUUUCUCCGCCACCUGCAGUUCCUUCUUGGCGACAAGGCAUCAUCUAUUGACCCUGCUAUCCUCAAGGAACUUUUCCUCCAGAGACUCCCUCCCCAUGUACGCGUGUCACUAGCAGCAUCGGGCGCCCUGCCCCUCUCAGAGCUCGCAGAACUCGCCGACCGCGUCCUGGACAUCGCCCCUCCCACCGUCGCCGCGAUGCCCUGCAAUACGCAAUCUGAUGAUUCCGAACUCGGCCAGCUGCGCCAGGAAGUAGCGCGCCUCACCGAACUUGUCUCACACCUGUCGCAGCAGCGCUUCCCGAACCGCGGGGCAAGCCCCUCACGGCGCACACCUUCGCCGGCGCGUCGCUUGCAGUCCCCCACGCGCUCCCGCCGCACUUCACCACCGGCCUCCACCUACUGUUGGUACCAUCACACAUUCCGCAACCGCGCUCGUCGCUGCCAGCAGCCCUGUACUUGGCCGUCGGGAAACGGCCUGGGCGAUCAUUAA